This is a messenger RNA of Aspergillus fischeri NRRL 181, 597 nucleotides long. Its product is annotated as RTA1 domain-containing protein. Bases 1 to 597 code for a protein of 198 amino acids. Lineage: Eukaryota; Fungi; Ascomycota; Eurotiomycetes; Eurotiales; Aspergillaceae. The transcript is spliced from 2 exons. Gene Ontology annotation, cellular component: membrane. The record is from RefSeq and is a predicted model, not a curated record.
AUGGAGCUCGGUCGAAUCAUUAAACUCACAAAAGGCGAAGAUAAAGCUAUUAUCCCUACACGAUGGCUGACCAAGAUCUUUGUCUUUGGGGAUGUUGUUUCUUUCCUCGUGCAAGGCGGUGGAGGAGUCAUGGCAGGAAACAGUCUCGACUCCAUGAAAACUGGAGAGAAGCUCGUCCAACUCGGUCUUGCUAUCCAAAUAGUCUUCUUCGCCCUCUUUAUUGCUACCGCCAUUGUCUUCCAUAUCCGUAUGCGACGAGAUCCAUAUCAGCAAUUGUCCUCUAAGUGUCAUACUUGUUGGCAAAAGCACCUCUCGCUGCUCUAUGCUACAUCCAUCGUAAUCCUCAUACGGUGUUUGUUCCGAUUGAUCGAGUAUGUGCAAGGGAACUCCGGGUACUUGAUCAGUCAUGAAGCCUAUUUGUACGUUUUCGAUGCUACCUUGAUGUUUCUUACAAUGGUGUUGUUUGCAGUCGUUCAUCCUAGUGAGCUUAACGCUCUGCUGAAAGGAGGAAAGGCAAAAGCUAUUCAGAAGAUUGUGUUCUUGCGCAGUGUUGACUGUGGCAAUAGUGAAGAACUGAAUGAAUUACAGCGCUUCUAG